GAUUCACAGGUUUUCCAUGGGUUACACACAAGGGCUUUUUUACAUGCAGUUGGUAUUUAUUAUGGUGUGUUCUCAGAGAUCAGAGAAUGCAGGACCUUUGUUAUUGAUUUCUGCUGUUCACUGCAUUGGAGGGCUGAGAUCUAGCAGCACUUGAGCAACGAAUCACACUUUUACUGCCCAUAACAUCAGCCGGGGAUCAAAAAGUGGGAGGGAUAGAGAAAAUUUAAAAGCACCCUGUUCAGUGUCAGUGCCAUCAUCUACUAGACCUGAGUGAGAAAAGAAGUGGAGUUUCAGAACCAUGGAUAGCAAGAUUGUCCUCUUCAAGCUGCUAUGUGCCAGUCUGCUCAUCGCCUGCCUGUGCAAUGCCCAGUCCUCCAGGGAGAUUUCUGCAGAAGAGUUUGAUGGCAACAAAUCACCCUCUUCUUCCGAAAGAGAGUUGGUUGAAGCAAUGGAGGAGCUGUUGGGAAAAUUUCAGGACAGGUAUCCAAGCUAUCAAAAGAAAGCUCAGAUACCACUGUGUGACAUUGGCGAGAGAUGUGCAGUGAAACAAGGACCUAGAAUUGGCAAACUCUGUGACUGCACCCGUGGAUCAUCUUGCAACUCUUUCCUGCUGAAGUGCAUAUGAAUGUGAGUUUGUCUUGACCAUGCAUCCCCUAGCAGCACCAAGGAAGAGAUCAGCAGCCAACUUGUCUGCUUAUAAAAGCCCACGCCUGUCAUUUCUAGGGUAUCCAGAGAUACAGAUUCAAUGGUCAUUCCAUGUCCACAGUUUUUCUCAUUAUUUGGAAUUGCUAAUAAAUAUCUCAUGCAUUUUCUGGUUUCAAUUGAAUGCAUUUUCUUUACACGUUGGAAUGGUGGAAUGUAUGUAAUUGUAGAUUUUCGCUACUGCACAUCAUGUGUAGGAAAUAUUUCUCCUGCUCAAAUACAAAUAUGCAAAUAAACAAUGUAUAACUAA
Messenger RNA from Xenopus laevis (African clawed frog), 952 nucleotides. It is a transcript of the gene cartptl.L, whose product is annotated as provisional ortholog of CART prepropeptide L homeolog. Gene Ontology annotation, biological process: negative regulation of appetite; adult feeding behavior; cellular response to starvation. The record is from RefSeq and is a predicted model, not a curated record. Gene Ontology annotation, cellular component: extracellular region. Gene Ontology annotation, molecular function: neuropeptide hormone activity. Lineage: Eukaryota; Metazoa; Chordata; Amphibia; Anura; Pipidae. Bases 299 to 625 code for a protein of 108 amino acids. The transcript is spliced from 3 exons.